AUGGCGGCGGCGGCUCCGUCGCCGCUCACCGGGGUGGGCUGGGCCGCCGGGCCCGAGGCCGUCCCGCCGGGCUGGACCGCGAUCACGGUGACGGCGGAGGGCGCGCCCGCCGUGGUGGGCAAAGGCUUCGGGCACCGCGGCGGAGGGUGGUACCUGUGCGUGCGCCCCGCGGCAGCGCAGCCCCCGCCGUGCCCGGUGGUGACGGACGUGCUGGUGCUGAGCGAGCGGAGCCCGAACCCCCCCGGCUACACCCGCGCCCCCGAGUUCCCCGACCCCCGAACCGGCGUUUCCCGGAGGAAAAGGCUCCUGGUGAAGCUGGAGCAGCCGAGCGGGGCCGCGGCGGUGCUGGAGCUGCAGCUCAGCUCCAAGGGCAAAGUCCUGCCCCUCUACACCAAAAUCGGGGAAAUGGGGGGUUUCGCCAUUUGGUGCAAGAAGGGGCCGGUUGGGACCCGGCCCAGCCCCGACCCGAGGCCGCUCAGCACCGGGAUGGAGCAGCUCUCGCUGCAGCCCCCCAGGCCGCCCCCCCCUCCAUCCCGGAGCAAAGGCCGCUCCCCUCCCGAAUCCCUGCCCGACCCCUGCGGGAUCUACGGCCUCUCAGCCAUGGACGGAGUUCCCUUCGCCCUCCACCCCAAAUUCGAGCCCAAGCUCAGCUCUGGCCCCGCUCCGAUUCUGGCCGACCUGACGGUGAAAUCCCUCGCUGACAUCGAGCAGGAGUACAAUUAUGGAUUUGUGGUGGAAAGGACGGCGGCGGCUCGGCUGCCCCCGGGCACCUGAGCCCUUCCAGGCGACAUUCCAAAGGGAAUUCCAGAGCCUUGGAGCUGCUCCAGGAGGAAAUAAACCUGUUUCUCUGCCUA
Molecule: messenger RNA, 854 nt
Organism: Neopelma chrysocephalum (saffron-crested tyrant-manakin)
Lineage: Eukaryota; Metazoa; Chordata; Aves; Passeriformes; Pipridae
Gene: MVB12A
Product: multivesicular body subunit 12A
Exons: 9
Coding region: 1-774 (257 amino acids)
Biological process (GO): endosome to lysosome transport via multivesicular body sorting pathway; regulation of epidermal growth factor receptor signaling pathway; virus maturation
Cellular component (GO): cytosol; ESCRT I complex
Source: RefSeq, a predicted model, not a curated record